UAUUUAGUAAUACCUCACAACUCUUAAUUAUUCUAUGUAACAAACUGAGUAGAAUAAAUUGUGGAAGUAUUUUUUUUUUCCAAUUUCGUAACUUAGUCCAAAGAUUAUAUACUCGACUUAGUCGAAGAAAUGAAAAAAUAGAAACAAUAAAACUUUUUGAAAAUACUUACUAUUCAAUUAUGUUUAUUCAGAUAAGUAGUUUAGUAAUUACGGGUUUAUUGUGGGGCUGGACAAAUCCAUUAAUUAAGAAAAAAUCUGAAGGGAUCGUCAAAAUUCAAGCAAGUAGCCGAAUAGCUCAAUUUAUUUUAGAAUUGAAGUUUUUAGCUACAAAUUUUGAGUACCUGUUUCCAUUGCUAUUGAAUCAAAUAGGGUCAGUAAUGUUUUACUUUACUAUAAAUAUUGCAGAUUUGACUUUAGCAGUACCGGUGGCAAAUUCUUUAGCAUUUGUUUUUACUGCUGUUUCUGGUUGGUUUCAUCAAGGGGAAUUGCCAAAUCUAGGUACGUGCCUAGGUGCUAUUUGUGUAAUAAUUGGAAGUGCAUUAUGUUGUAUAGGAAAAAUGUAAAUGAUUUCUCAGUUGUUGAGAAAUUUCAAAAAAAAACAACCAUAAAAUUUUAUACUGGACGAACUAUCUACAAAAUAUGCGAUUAUUUUUCAUAAUAAAAUCUUGUUCUUUA
Diorhabda carinulata is the source of this 675-nucleotide messenger RNA. RefSeq names its product transmembrane protein 234 homolog. The record is from RefSeq and is a predicted model, not a curated record. Bases 180 to 563 code for a protein of 127 amino acids. The transcript is spliced from 4 exons. NCBI's taxonomy places the organism in Eukaryota, Metazoa, Arthropoda, Insecta, Coleoptera, Chrysomelidae.